Messenger RNA from Durusdinium trenchii, 1452 nucleotides. Lineage: Eukaryota; Dinophyceae; Suessiales; Symbiodiniaceae. The record is from the annotation of a GenBank genome assembly.
AUGGUCAAUGCUCGCUCUGGCCAUGUGCGCCGCGCCAUGUGCUUUUGGUGCUUGGGCACCGCCUACCUGACACUCUCAAGUAGGGCUGAUGCUUUUGGUGGCACAUUUGCUUUCAACCCCACUCCGCGAUCGACAGCCUUGGAUGGUACCUUGCGACAGCAUUUUUGCCGCUCGAGAAGGGCAUCCAGCAUCAGGUCUGCCGAGAGCUACCAAAAGCCAAAUCCCACACCGCUUUGGACCUUGAAAGUCACCCAACUGCUGUUGUUUUCAGCGAAUGUUUGCUUGGUCCGCUUCAUCACCGUCUACUACCAUGAGUUGGGUUUCAGCCGCAAACUCAUGGGCCUUUUGCAGUUUCUGAUGCCGAUGAUGUCCUUUGUGGGUGGCCUCUUUUGGUCUGUGAUUGUAGACCGGACUGGCUCCUAUAGAGGCACCCUCACCAGCACCAGCCUUCUUGGAGUUGUGGCAGUCUUUGGAUAUUUGUUACCACAAAUUGGACACAACUUACCGUUGCUUCUGGUGAUUACCUUGCUACAUGGGUUUUUGACAGCACCGUCUGGCCCUAUCGUCGACGGCCUUUGCUUAAAGGUCCUGUCCGAACAAACAGCUGCCAAGAAGGAGGACUAUGGAGAUCAACGGUUGUGGAGUGCAAUUGGCUUUGGCAGCAUGGCGCUGGUGGCUGGAAAGCUGGUGGACAUCUAUGGGACCAAGUGCAUUUUCUUUUGCUACGCAGUCCUUGUGGGGCUAAACAUUCUUGUAGUUCAGCUGUUUAUCUAUGACAGCCCAUCCUCCAACCAGAAAGGUGCUCCUCCCCAGGUGUCCUUCACACAGUGGCUCAAAACCCUGCUGAAGUUUGAGCCCUUGUGGAUGUUGAUCAACCUUCUGAUCUAUGGCAUGUUGAUUGCUCUCAUUGAGAAUUUCCUGAAUGUCUUCAUUGUGCAGGACUUCAAGAACGCGCCCAAUGUAAUUGUCGGUGCAGCAACUGCAGUGAUGUGUGUCUUCGAGAUCCCUGUGUUCAAGUACAUCGACAACUUGUGGACCAAGCGUGGCUAUAGCUUGGUGACAGUGCUGUGGUUUGCAGAGCUGGUCAUGGCUUUGCGUUGCUUCCUCUAUGCCAUUUUGCCACGACAUCAGCCAUGGCUGGUGCUGUUUGUUGAGCCACUCCACGGUUUCACCUUCGCAGCAGUCUGGUGUGCCACUGUCACCUAUGCAAACCGUUUAGCAUUACCUGGAACAGAGGCGAAGAUGCAAGCGCUCAUCAACGGCUUAUAUUUCAAUGUGGCAGCUGCUUUGGGCUCAUAUUUUUGGGGCUGUGCAUCGCAAAAGCCUCCAGCUGGCUUGGGCUUUACUAACUGUUUCAUCUUGGACGGAGUGUUCACCAUAGCGUGGUUGUUGAUAUGGGCCGUGGGGUAUGCCAUGAAAUCAAGGAUGCGGAAGUCAAGGACAUACCCCUAG